This is a messenger RNA of Brassica napus (rape), 3646 nucleotides long. RefSeq names its product phospholipase A1-Ialpha2, chloroplastic-like. NCBI's taxonomy places the organism in Eukaryota, Viridiplantae, Streptophyta, Magnoliopsida, Brassicales, Brassicaceae. Bases 2198 to 3646 code for a protein of 482 amino acids. Gene Ontology annotation, molecular function: glycerophospholipid phospholipase A1 activity. The transcript has a single exon. Gene Ontology annotation, biological process: jasmonic acid biosynthetic process. The record is from RefSeq and is a predicted model, not a curated record. Gene Ontology annotation, cellular component: chloroplast.
UUAUACUUAUAUACAAACUUAUAUAAUAGCUCUUUUGACACCUUUUUGACUACUCGAUCAGGUGUGAGGAUUUUCAUAUAAUGCAGGGCUGGUUUUCUCUCGUCAACCGUUUCUUACGUUUGUUGAAAUAAUCAAACUAUAAAUAUAAUUUUUAAAACACUCCGACUAUCUACAGAUAAUAAGCAUUCUAUACCAGUUUAUUAUUGUAUGUGGCUUUUCAUUUCGUACACUGGCCAUUGGCCAGUGCGUUUGUUUUUCAAAAUCUCAAAAUUUAUUUAUUGAUCUUGGAAUCAUCAUAUGAUAAUUUUCUGUAUUUUGGUUUCACUCGCACGGUAUCAUGCAUCAUUUUUUGUUAGAUCACUCCCUAUCUUUUCAAUGUUUAUGAUAAAAUACAUUUAAUUUUAAAAUUGUUUUAUGUAUGAUAAAAAAACUAAAUGUAGUUUAAUCAUACGUAGACAAAUCAAUUUUUUAAAAUUUUCAACAUAUACCACAAAAAAAAUCUUUACAUAAUAUAUAUAUAUAUAACAUAGUAAACACUAAACAUAUAUUCUGCUGUAGAUAUUUAGUUAUUGACAGAAAGUAAUUAAAAUAUAUAAUAAGUAGUCUCCGGUAAAAACAACGAUGUUUCGUAAUCUUAUGGAUCCAUAAUAUGGAAUCCUUAACAAAUAAAGCAAAGAAUUAAACUCAACAAACCAAAACGUCCCAAUAAAAAACGAUAAACCGAAUUAGUUCUUGGAAACAACCUAGAAGAAAAGCCCUUUAUCAAAAGAAGAGAUUGUUUUUUCCUCGAACUCUACUUCAUUACUCUAACCAACAAAAAAAAUUCGAAACCAAAACAUAAACCCCAAGAUAAAGAACCAGUACCACAAAAGAGCCAAAAAACAGCCAACCAACGAAGAGAGUUUGGCUGUUGAUAAAGUUAUAUAAUAUAUUUCAAUUUGAUUUUGUCGGUAUAAAAGUAUAUAAGGGGAAAUAAUUUAGAUAGCUGAAAAAAGGAUUUUUAAUCAAAUAUUACACAAAGGAAAAAAUCUCUAAUUAAAUGGUAAUAUAGUGGUGGUAGUAAGAAGAGAACUUAGACGAAGAUUAACCCGGACUCUUAAGGUUCUUAGUUUCGGCUAAUAACCGUUGUUAAGAAUCAUCUAUUAAAUAAAAGAUAUAAACGCCGAAUUUUAGCUGAAAAGUGUAAAAAAAAAUGUCAAAUCAUAAAUUAAGAAUCUCAAAUUAAAAGUCCGGAUUAAUAAUGGUCUUAGAUAACAUUAUAAACCCAUCAGUCCUAAGUUCGGUUCCUGUCAGAAACUAGUUUGCCGUUUACCUUAGCCAUGUAACAUAAGACCAUGUUUCGCACUUAUUUAGUUCCAAGAUUGGACUAUUAACAUUUAUUAAAAUUUAAAAAAAAACUAAAUUAGUUCAAUCUCCAAACUUUGCUCUAAUCUUCAUUUUCUAAUUAGUAAACUCUAAAUCUAAAUAUAGAAAAAACAGUGUUUUUAGAAUUUUUAUGUACUAUUUUUAAACAAGAAGAUGAUUUAGUGCUAUUAUAAAGUAUUUCUCAGUAUAUGACAUGGUAAUCUAGCAUCAGCUUUUAACUUUUAAACGAAAACUUUUAUAUGCUUUGGAUAAAAGUUUGUUUGAACAGGAAAUAUGACUUAAUUACCCCCUUGAGUUAUUUUCAGCGGAAUAGGAAGUUUCGGAAAUCUUUUAUCAAUUUUUUUCACGUUCCCACCUAAAUCAGUUGACUACAUUAUCUAAUCAGCACUCCAACUAUAUAAUCCUGAAUUGUAAUUAGUUUUCUCAAAUUAUACGUAUACGAGGUUGGUAACUUUUGUGGCUGAUAACUUGGGAUAUUAUAUACUUCAUAAUUAUUUUAUAAUACUCAAUUUUGCACUCACACACACACAUAUGGUAACGCGUAUAAACGACUGAACUAGGGAGAAUCAAGAACUACAAGACGAAAUUAUAGAAUUGAAUGCUAGAAGGCCGACCACAUAAAAUAUUAUUAUUUGUCACAAAACGAUCGUAAUUCAAAUAUUUUAACCUCAUUUCUUAGUCAAAUACACGCCAAAACAUGUGAAACUCUUUACCACUGCUCGCUAUAAGUAAACCUAUACAUACUUUUGUCUCUCUUAACACUAACCUGAAACUCUCUCUCUCUCUCUCUCUCUCUCUCUCUCUCUCUCUCUCUGUAAGCUGUCUUCUAACAAUGGCGGUUAGAUCUCUUGUCCAAAACCCUAAUUUGAAACAUGUUUCAAUUCUAAGAUCAGACAAAAAUCUACAACAAACAUUUCCUGAUCUUCCUUAUCUUGUCUCUCUCCGCUAUUCCAACUGUCACACUUCCAAAAGACUUGUAGUUUCUUCUUCUUCAGUAUUAUCAACACACAUUCCAACUUCUCGGGUUGCUUCUGGUCCUGUAUCUCGUGCUCAGGCACCGUCCUCCGGUGCAGAAGCGACGGUGCCUUUGUCUCGGGUCUGGAGAGAGAUACAAGGAUGUAACAACUGGCAAGAUCUUAUCGAACCUUUAAAUCCUCUUCUCCAACAAGAGAUCACUCGCUACGGAAACUUAGUUUCCACUUGUUACAAAGCCUUCGAUCUAAACCCGAAUUCUAAACGUUACUUGAACUGCAAGUAUGGCAGAAAAACCUUACUUAGAGAAACCGGAAUCGACCAACCUGAAGAUUACCAAGUCACUAAAUACAUCUACGCAACGCCGGACAUAAACAUCAACAUCCGUCCAAUUCAAAACGUGGCCAAUAAGGGCGCACGUUGGGUAGGUUACGUUGCAGUUUCAUCUGAUGACUCGGUAAAACGUUUAGGGAGGAGAGACGUCGUGGUUACAUUUCGUGGAACGGUAACUAACCCUGAAUGGUUGGCUAACUUCAUGAGCUCUUUGACUCCGGCUAGGUUCCAUCCUCAUAACAUGCGGCCUGAUGUGAAGGUCGAAUCAGGGUUCUUGAGUUUAUACACAUCCGAUGAGAGUGAGAGCAAGUUCGGACUAGUGAGCUGUAGACAACAGCUUCUGUCCGAAAUAUCAAGAUUGAUGAAUAAGUACAAAGGAGAAGAUAUGAGUAUCACACUCGCUGGACAUAGCAUGGGAAGCUCAUUAGCUCAUCUUCUUGCUUACGACAUUGCGGAACUCGGUUUAAACAAGAAGAUAGGCGAGAGAGAUGUUCCCGUGACUGUAUUCUCUUUUGCCGGUCCUAGGGUUGGUAACUUGGAGUUCAAGAAACGUUGCGAGGAGCUAGGAGUGAAGGUUUUGAGGAUCACUAACGUUAAUGAUCCGAUCACUAAACUUCCUGGCUUUUUAUUUAAUGAGAAUUUUAGGGUUUUAGGUGGUUUUUAUGAGCUUCCAUGGAGUUGUUCAUGUUAUGCUCAUGUUGGGGUCCAACUAACACUAGAUUUUUUUGAUGUUCAAAACAUGUCUUGCGUUCAUGAUCUCGAGACUUAUAUCGAUCUUAUUAAUUGUCGGAGAUUAAACUCGAGAUCAGCCGAGACCGAUGGGGAAAAGAGCAGUGAAAAUGUUGCCUGGGAGUAUUUGAAGCAAAAGGGCGAGAAGCUGAUGUUCUUCAAGGGACAACGAAUUAUGCAUUGGAGCAACGUCGUAAAUCUACUUUCUUCUCUCUCUUAUCAUAUGUUGUAUUGUAAUAUAUUCUAG